AUGACAACUUCCCGCUUCACUGAUCCAAAAAAUUUCUCUAACUGUGACCUAAAAACCUCACCUUCUCUAUCCCGACCGUCUCAUUAUUCAUCAACGGGACAAUACCUAUUAGCUUCCCUAGGUCAAGAGCUUUCCAUAGAAUACCCACAUGACCACCUACUCCUGGAGGUUUUGUCCAGGAACUCAAAACCUAACCAAACUCUUGCCCAGGUAUGGCGCUCGGAUUCAGCGGACCUUGCAAUCGAGAUUCCUGGGAACUUGACCCAGCAAGGAACCUGGUACCGCCUGGACUACAGUCCGCCUGUGGGGGAGCCACCACCGAACACAAAAAUUCCCGCGGUGGACAUUGGAGAUGUGAUCAAGUUCCAGAAAGGAUUAGCUGGGACCAAAUACGAGUUCUGGUUAUAUUACAACAACGGUUCCUGGAACGACUGGCUGACCUGGACGGCGUCUAUCACGACAGCGCCUGACCCUCCAUCAAACCUGACAGUCCUGGUGAGGAACGGCAAGACGGCAGUGGUCUACUGGUCGCCUCCCGCCGAGGGAAAUUACUCUGGGUUCAGAAUGCGGGUACAGAGUUUCAACGACCUGGCGAACCCUCCGUCGACGACCAGGACCAGCGUGAUCUCCUCCGACGCCAUUCCGUACACAUUGCGAGACCUGACUCCUGGCGCCACCUACUCUCUCCAGCUGUUCACAGUCCUGGAGGCGAAGGAAAGCGUCGCUUACACCAGCAAGAACUUCACCACCAAGCCUAACACUCCGGGGAAGUUCAUCGUCUGGUUCAGGAAUGAGACCACCCUCCUGGUUCUCUGGCAGCCUCCGUACCCUGCUGGGAUCUACACCCACUACAAGGUCAGCAUUGAACCUCCAGAUGCUGUCGAGUCUGUUUUCUACGUAGAAAAAGAGGGAGAACCUCCAGGUCCUGCUCAGGCGGCCUUCAAAGACCUGGUUCCUGGUCGGGCGUACAAUAUUUCGGUCCAAACCGUGUCUGAGGACGAAACUUCGGCUCCUACCACGGCUCAGUACAGAACGGUUCCGUUGAGGCCGCUAAAUGUCACCUUUGACAGGUCUUCGAUCACCUCCAGUAGCUUCAGGGUCUUUUGGAGUCCUCCCAACGGCAGCUCGGAGUUUGACAAAUAUCAGGUUUCACUUGGGAACAAUCGGAGGGUUCCUACUGUUACGAGGAACAGGUAUGAAGAGGACAGCACUUCUUGGGAGUUCCAUGAUCUAGAGGCUGGCAAAACUUAUCAAAACCCAUCUAAGAUCUUGUUCUUUGGGAACAUUUUUAAGAUCGUUCCUUCAGAACUAAUCCAAGAUCUUGUUCCUAGAACCACAUUAACCUUAAAAUUUCUUCUUCAGGUCGUCGUAAAAACCGUCUCAGGCAAAGUGACCUCCUGGCCAGCAAGCGGUGACAUAACCUUAAAACCCCUUCCAGUUCGCGACCUGCGAGCGAGUAUCGACGAGCGAAUGCUAGAAGUAUCCUGGCGCCCCGACAACACAAGUAUCCAGGACAGUUACCGUCUCGAGUACCACGAAGUAGACACUGCAAGUUCCGGCGACAGCAACACCCUGACCAUCGAAAAGACCCGAGUAGUUCUGGAGGCGCUUCUGCCCGGCCGUAACUACACCAUAAUCGUCGCAGCAAUCUCCAACAAGGUCGAGAGCAACGAAACGGUGAUCUACCAGGUAACAAGACCCUCCAGCCCGAUUAUUGAAGACCUCAAGUCUAUCGAACGCGGGCUGAACAUCUCCUGGAAGUCUGACGUGAACUCCCGCCAGGAGAAGUUCGAGAUCACUCACACAAGAAACGACACCGGGGAAAGUGCCACGACUCUCACAACUGAGUCCCACAUUAUUCUCGAGGACCUUUACCCUGGAGCCGGGUACGAGGUCAAGGUCUUCGCUAUUAGCCACGGGUUGAAGAGCGAACCUCAUGAUUAUUUCCAGGCUGUGCUUCCGCACCCGCCUCAACAUCUCAGAAUUGACCGGGUUGAUUUAGGGAACAAGUCUGUUCUAGUUCGCUGGAGUCCUCCCAUUAACUCCCUCUUCUCUGAAUACUCCGUCAAGUUCCGAACUGACGACUCUACCUGGACAAGAUUGCCCAGUGUUCGCAGAACCGAGGCUGAAAUCUUGGAACUGACUCCUGGGGAACGAUAUGUCAUCCAAGUGAACACCGUCAGCUUUGGAGUAGAAAGUCUGUACCCACUCCAGGUGAACCACACAGUCGCUCCGAACCCAGUGACCAACAUCACUCCUAUCGUCGACUCAACCAACGUCACCCUGGAGUUCCCCAGGCCCCAAGGUAGAAUCGAGUUCUUCACCUUCACCUGGUCCGCGACCAGCGAUCCUGGAGAUGAUCUUGGAGUUAGAAGCAAGAACAUCUCUGGGCUAGAGGAGGAUCCUGAUAAGUUUGUCAUUGGGAACCUCAUUCCGGGGGUUGAGUAUGUCUUCUCCGUCGCGACGACUUCUCAUGAUCUGGUGAGCGAACUGACCAAUGUCACUGCGAGGACUAUGCCGUUGAUACAGUCAGAGGUGGUUAUUGUUGUUGAUCAGGAUGUUACUGAUGCUUUGGCUAUGAGGUACACCAGGACUCCGAUUCAGAUUUCAAGGUUCGACUUGUACCGUUUCCGAAUCAGUGACGACCUGAACACAACCACGGAGAAGCAAGUCGACGACCCUGACACCAAAGUGACCUUCUCAAACCUCAUUCCCGGUCGACUGUACAACGUGACUUUCUGGACAGUGAGCCAAGGAAUAUCAAGCCGUCCUUUGUUCCGUCAAGAUCGGUUGUACCCACUACCAAUAUCAGCUCUGCAAGAAGUCGAAGUGAACGCCACCUGGAUCAGCCUUUCCUGGGACAUUCCAGCCGGGGAGUUCGACGCCUUCGAGAUGCAGUUCAUAAACGGGGACAAGUUGGUGCAGAACAUAACCUCGACGAACCUCCUUGUGAUCCAGGACCUGCGACCCUGGCGGAACUACACCUUCACCCUGGUGGUCUGUUCCGGGUACUAUUCUAACCUCCACCUGAGAAGAAGCCACCCGGUCUCUGCCAGCUUCACCACCAGCGAGUCCUUCCCAGGGAGAGUCGAGAAGUUUGACCCGACUGACAUCCAGCCAAGUGACAUCAGCUUCCAGUGGUUCCUAUCUCCGACGGAGUUCAAUGGUGUCAUCACUAAGUUCACCAUCACCUAUCAGCUGGACGGCAGCAAGCACACGGGAGCUAAAGACUUCAAAGCUAAUGAGAACCAGGGCAUGAUCAAGGGACUCAUCCCCGGAAAGACUUACGCCUUCAGCAUCCAGGCCAAGACUAAGGUUGGGUACGGACCUGAGAACGUCUGGCGGCAGAAGAUGCCCAUUCUUGCUCCCCCGAAACCUCCCACCCAGGUUGUUCCUACUGAAGUUUGCAGAACCAGUUCCACAAUCCAGAUUAGGUUCAGGAAAAAUUACUUUAGUGAGCAGCAUGGAUCCGUAAUUGCCUACACGAUUAUUGUUGCUGAGGACGACAGUAAGAACGCUUCUGGGUUAGAAAUGCCAAGCUGGAAGGAUGUUCAGGCUUACAGCAUUUGGCCGCCUUAUCAGGUUAUGGAACCAUACUACCCAUUCAAGAACAGUUCCGUAGAAGAUUUCACGAUAGGAACUGAGAACUGCGAUGGUAAAGUGAUAGGCUACUGCAACGGACCCUUAAAAUCUGGAUCGACUUACCGAGUAAAAGUCCGAGCCUUCACUGCUCCGGAUAAAUUCACGGAUACUAGCUACAGCUUUGCUAUCCAGACCGACAAAGACAACACUGCAAUUAUCGUUGGAGUCACUGUUCCUAUUAUUCUUCUGCUGACCUUACUCGGAAUCGGGCUCUUUGUUAGGCGACAUCGGAACCAACUUAGGAAAAUUGCGGAACCAAGAGCUGGAGGUCCUUCGGAUAAUCUUUCACUUCCAGAUAGUGUCAUUGAAACAAGGUAUUUUUUUCAAUUUCGUUUCUUCAAAAUUGCACCUGAAUCUUGUUUCUAGAACAAUGUUCCUAGAACAGUGUUCUUAGAAUAAUGUUCCUAGAACAAUGUUCUUAUAAUAAUGUGUCCUAGAACAGUGUUCUUAGAAUAAUGUUCCUAGAACAGUAUUUCUAGAAUAAUGUUCCUAGUAUAGAGUUUCUAGAAUAGUUCCUAGAACAAUGUUCCUAGAACAGCAUCCCCGGAACAAUGUUCUCAGAACAAUGUCUAGAACAGCGUUCCUAGAACAAUGCCUAGAACGAUGUUCCUGGAACAAUGUUCCAAGAACCGUUCCGAAAUUUUUUUCCUAACUAACAAAACCCCUAUUUUCUUCCACAGCCGACCAGUAAGAAUAGAAAACUUCGCCGAACAUUACCGAAUAAUGUCAGCAGAUUCAGACUUCAGGUUCUCAGAAGAGUUUGAGGAGCUGAAGCACGUUGGCCGAGACCAGCCUUGCACAGCAGCAGAUCUUCCAUGCAAUCGGCCUAAAAACAGAUUUACGAACAUUUUACCUUACGACCACAGCCGGUUUAAGCUUCAACCGGUCGACGAUGAAGAGGGCUCUGACUAUAUAAACGCAAACUAUGUUCCGGGUCACAACUCGCCCCGAGAGUUCAUAGUCACCCAAGGGCCCUUACACUCGACUCGCGACGACUUCUGGCGGAUGGUCUGGGAAAGUAACAGCCGCGCCAUUGUCAUGCUGACCCGGUGCAUUGAAAAGGGCAGAGAGAAGUGCGACCACUACUGGCCUAUGGAUACUGGCCCGGUCUAUUACGGCGACAUCUCUGUUACUAUUCUCAACGAGACGCGGUAUCCUGACUGGAGUAUCACGGAGUUUAUGCUCUGUCGGGGUGAAGUAAAAAGAGUAAUCCAGCACUUCCAUUUUACAACAUGGCCGGACUUUGGUGUUCCAAGCCCUCCACAAACUUUAGCGCGGUUUGUCCGAGCCUUUAGAGAACGAGUACGUCCCGAUCAGCGACCAAUAGUCGUCCAUUGUAGCGCAGGAGUAGGCCGCAGCGGGACAUUCAUAACCCUAGACCGGAUUCUCCAGCAGAUCCAGGUCUCAGACUACGUCGAUAUCUUCGGUAUUGUUUGGAUCAUGCGCAAAGAACGUGUCUGGAUGGUCCAAACCGAGCAGCAGUAUAUUUGCAUCCACCAGUGUCUACUCGCGGUUUUGGAGGGUCAGGACACUACUGGCCCUCCUCGGGAGAUUCACGACAACGCUGGGUUUGAAGAAAAAAAUCGAAGCUCUCUGGAUAAUUCGGUGAACCAAGAUGAGAAGGAAAGGUGA
Cotesia congregata is the source of this 5274-nucleotide messenger RNA. NCBI's taxonomy places the organism in Eukaryota, Metazoa, Arthropoda, Insecta, Hymenoptera, Braconidae. The record is from the annotation of a GenBank genome assembly.